GACGGCGUGCGCGCGGCGGCGGGUAGUGCGCGCGGCGCUGGCGCAUGACGACCAGCUCGAGCGUGGCCAGCAGCGCAACCGCUUCUUCCACCGCCUGGACUUCCAGUGCCUCGUUGCCUGGCAGUACUCAGACGACCAGCGGUGCGGCCUCGGGCAGCGCGGCCACGACCAGUACGGCCUCGUGCCGUGCGACUUCUACGGCCACCUCCACGGUGGGCCCCGCGACUUGAGUGCGAUGCUGUGCGACUUUCAUUCCUUGUCCGAAAUCCCGCCUGGAGAGGGGGACGCGCCCGGCCCAGGGCGAGGCACGCGCCGCCUCGGGGCACCCCACCGUGCCUCGCUCUCUCCCUGUUGCGCACGGGCUGCGCGGCGUCUCGCGGCGCUGCGGCGGGGGCACCGUGUGGCCCACCUCUCGGAGGCGGCGAAUGACGGAGCACGCGCCGCUUCGGCACGCCACCCCGCCUCUC
Molecule: messenger RNA, 467 nt
Organism: Prorocentrum cordatum
Lineage: Eukaryota; Dinophyceae; Prorocentrales; Prorocentraceae
Source: the annotation of a GenBank genome assembly